GGUGAUCAGUGCGGAUCAUGAUCAAUGGAAAGAGCCCAAGACGGCGGCUCUGUCAUGUGAUCAGCUGUGUCCAAUCACAGCUGAUCGCAUGGCACUGAUGAUCAGUGUGCCCUGAUGAUCAGUGUAGCCCAAUCAGUGCCGCCUGUCAGUGCCCAUCAAUGCCACCUGUCAGUGCUCAUCAAUGCCACCUGCCAGUGCCCAUCAGUGCCACAUCAAUGCCACAUAGUGCCUACCAGUGCACAUCAAUGCCACAUAUCAGUGCCCAUCUGAGCUGCCUUUCAGUGCCACCUAUCAGUGCCAGUCAGUGCUGCCAAUUAGUGCCACCUAUCAGUGCCAGUCAGUGCCGCCUAUCAGUGUGCAUCAGAAGUCGCCUAUCAGUGCCCGUCAGU
Staurois parvus is the source of this 389-nucleotide messenger RNA. The record is from the annotation of a GenBank genome assembly. Lineage: Eukaryota; Metazoa; Chordata; Amphibia; Anura; Ranidae.